AUGCAAGAUGAACUUCUAGCAAUGGAAGCCAACCGUCCUUGGUCUGUUAUGCCCUUACCUCAAGGCCAACACUCUAUUGGAUUCAAAUGGAUAUACAAAAUCAAGUAUCGUACAGAUGGGACCAUUGACCGCUACAAGGCAGGUUCUGCUCAAUCCUUUGUUGCUUUGCUUGUUUAUAUUGUUGACAUAGUCAUUACCGGUGCUUCUUUACCUGUGCUACAUAAGAUUAAAGAUCAUCUGCACGAGGCCUUCAAGCUCAAAGACUUAGGGUCUCUUCGGUAUUUCUUGGGCCUUGAAAUUGCAAGAUCGUCUCAAGGUAUUCUUCUAUCACAACGAAAUUAUACAUUGCAGCUCCUAGAAGAUCAUGGUUUGUUGGCUUGUAAACCGGCUUCUCUACCUCUUGAUUCGGCUUUAAAGCUCCAAUUUGAUGUUGGUACCCUCCUUUCUGAUGCAACAUUGUAUCGGAGACUCAUUGGAAGACUGCUAUACUUGACUAUUUCUCGGCCCGACAUAGCUUUUGUUGUCCAUAAGCUCAGUCAGUUUGUUGCUCAACCUAGACAGCCUCGUCUUGAUGCUGCCAUGUCCUUACUUAAAUAUUUGAAAGCUUCUCCGGGCCAAGGUAUUCUUCUACAACUUGUCCACACAUUCCAAUUGAAGGCGUAUUUUGAUGCUGAUUGGGGAUCUUGUCCUGAUUCAAGGAAGUCUAUAACCGGUUUCUGCAUCUUCUUGGGUGAUUUCAUAAUUAGUUGGAAGGCUAAAAAGAAGUCUACGGUAUCCCGUUCUUCUGCCAAAGCUGAAUACCAAGCUUUAGCUGCUACUAUAAGUGAAUUGCUAUGGGUUGAACAACUUCUUCACGAGCUUUCAGUACCUCUUAUUCAUCCAUCUUUAAUCUACUGCGAUAAUGAAGCUACUGUCCAUAUUGCUGAAAAUCCGGUUUUUCAUGAAAGGACGAAGCAUAUUGAUUGCCAUUUUGUCCGAGAUCACAUUGUUCGUGACAAUGUCAAACUUCUUCCCAUCCGAUCUCACUUGCAGCUUGCUGAUAUCUUUACCAAAGCUUUGCCCAAAACUUUGUUUUCCUCCUUACUAUCCAAGAUGGGUAUUCUUGAUAUAACCACACCAUCUUGA
Messenger RNA from Benincasa hispida (wax gourd), 1125 nucleotides. Lineage: Eukaryota; Viridiplantae; Streptophyta; Magnoliopsida; Cucurbitales; Cucurbitaceae. The record is from RefSeq and is a predicted model, not a curated record.